AUGGCGGAGCACCCGCUCGCGGACGAGGACGUCACGUACCGCAUCGGCGCGGUCGACAGGGACGACCCGCGCGUCGGCGGCGCGUCCCAUCGUACGUUCCCGAUCCCUCCGCCGAAUCGCGGCGACGACGACGACGACGACGGCUUCCACGGCGCGGUCCCGGAAUGCCUCAGAGGCCCGCGGGAUAAGCUCGCCGCGCCGGUGAACACGCUGGAGGACAAGUUCGAGCUCCUCCCCGCGUUCCUCAAGGUGCGAGGACUCGUCCGGCAGCACAUCGACUCCUUCAACUACCUCAUCAACGAGGAGAUCCGAAAGAUCAUCCGCGCCAAGGCGAACGAACGCGUGACGUGCGACACGGACCCCAGCUUCUAUCUCCGGUACACGAACAUCCACGUCGGGAAGCCGUGCGUGGAGGAGGACUACAUCGUGGAGGACAUAACGCCGCAGCAGUGUCGGUUACGCGACAUGACGUACGCGGCGCCCGUCACCGUGGACGCGGAGUACACGCGAGGGAAGGAGAUCGUCACGCGUAAGACGAACGAGCAGGGCGUCGGCGGGAUCACGAUCGGACGCAUACCGCUCAUGUUGCGAUCGAGCCGGUGCGUGCUGACGGGCAAGAGCGAAGACGAGCUCGCGCGCCUCGGCGAGUGCCCGCUCGACCCGGGCGGGUACUUCGUCGUCAAGGGGGUGGAGAAAGUGGUGCUCAUUCAAGAGCAGCUCUCGAAGAACCGGAUCAUCAUCGACGUGGACGCGAAGGGCGAGAUCGGCGCGUCCGUCACGAGCAGCACGCACGAGAGGAAGAGUAAGACGAACAUCGUGGUGAAGCACGGGAAGUUGUACCUGCGGCACAACACGUUCGUUGAGGACGUGCCGAUCUUAGUCGCGCUCAAGGCGAUGGGCACGGAGAGCGAUCAGGAAGUCGUCCAGCUCGUCGGCCCGGACCCGGCGUACGCGAACCUCCUGAUCCCGUCGUUGCAGGAGUGCAGCGCGCUCGCGAUAUUCACGCAGCAGCAAGCCUUGGAGUACUGCGGCGCGAAGGUCCGGACGCAGAGCCGCAUGGGGGGGUACCAAUACGGUCGCAAUCGACGAAACAGAGUAGACGAAGCGCGGGACAUACUCGCAGGCGUCGUCCUCGCGCACGUGCCGGUGGUGGCGUACGACUUUCGGGGUAAAUGCGCAUACGUCGCGGUGAUGAUUCGCCGGAUACUCCACGCGAUGAUAGACCGCACGCAGAUCGACGACAAAGACUACUACGGAAACAAGCGUCUCGAGCUCGCGGGGCAGCUGCUCGCGCUGCUGUUCGAGGACUGCUUCAAGCGUUUAAACGCGGAUUUGAAACGGCAAGCGGACGCGGUGUUGUCAAAGAGCAACCGCGCGACGCAGUUCGACAUCAUAAAGUGCAUCCGGCAAGACACGCUGUCGAACGGCUUAGAGCACGCGAUCAGCAGCGGAAACUGGACGGUGAAGCGGUUUCGCAUGGAGCGGAAGGGCGUGACGCAAGUCCUGAGUCGCUUAUCGUUCAUAAGCGCGUUGGGGAUGAUGACGAGGAUUACGAGCCAGUUUGAAAAGACGCGGAAAGUCUCCGGCCCGCGCGCGCUGCAGCCGUCGCAGUGGGGCAUGCUCUGCCCGAGCGACACCCCGGAGGGGGAGUCGUGCGGGCUCGUGAAAAACCUCGCGCUCAUGACGCACGUCACCACGGACGACGAGGAGGAGCCCCUGCGGAAGCUCGCGUUCACGCUGGGCACGCAGCCGUUGUCGUUGAUUUGCGGCGCGGAGUUGCACGCGCCGGGCGGCGCCAUCGUGUUCCUCAACGGGUCCAUCCUGGGCGUUCACAGCGCGCCGGAUCGCUUCGCGCGCGACAUGCGGUACCUGCGUCGAAUCGGGAAAGUCGGCGAGUUCGUCAGCGUGCACACGACGCAGGGCGGUCGUCUGUACAUCGCGAGCGACGGCGGGAGAGUGUGCCGGCCGCUUUUGAUCGUCGCGGACGGCGAGCCACUCGCGACGCGUGAACACCUGGACGAGCUCAAGGCGGGACGGUGGGGGUUCAACGACUUCCUCAAGCGCGGGCUCGUGGAGUACCUCGACGUGAACGAGGAGAACAUCUCGUACAUCGCGCUGUACGAGAACGAGAUCACGAGAGACCACACGCAUCUGGAGAUUGAGCCGUUCACGAUGCUCGGCGUGUGCGCGGGAAUCAUACCGUAUCCGCACCACAACCAGUCGCCGCGUAACACGUACCAGUGCGCGAUGGGGAAGCAAGCGAUGGGGAACAUCGCGUUUAACCAGCUGAACCGAAUGGACACGCUGAUGUACCUUCUCGUGUACCCGCAGAAGCCGAUCGUGAAGACGAAGACGAUCGAGUUAAUCGGGUACGACAGGUUGGGCGCCGGGCAAAACGCCACCGUCGCGGUGAUGUCGUACAGCGGAUACGACAUCGAAGACGCCAUCGUCAUGAACAAGGCGAGCUUAGACCGGGGUUUCGGGCGGUGCAUCGUGCUUCGAAAGUACGCGACGCAGGUGAAGAAGUACUCCAACCGCACGAUGGACCGGAUCGUCGCGCCGACGGAGUCGCAGGCGGGGCCGACGGGGCGCCACCGGCUGUUGGACAGAGACGGCAUCGCGUCCGUGGGCACGCUGAUAAACCCCGGAGACGUCUACGUGAACAAGCAGAGCCCCUCGAACACGCGCGAUCCGCUGCCGAACCCGCACGCGAUGCCGGACACCUUCUACAGACCGACGCCGCAGAGCUACAAGGGGCCGCAGGGCGAGAGCUGCGUCGUGGAUAAGGUCAUGCUGACGAUGACGGACGAGGGCGUGUUCAACGUCAAGUGCCUCGUCCGACACACGCGCCGGCCGGAGGUUGGCGAUAAGUUUUCGUCGCGGCACGGACAGAAGGGCGUCAUCGGGACCAUCUUACCGCAGCGAGACUUCCCGUUCAGCGAGCGCGGGAUCACGCCGGACCUCAUCAUGAACCCGCACGGGUUCCCGUCGCGGAUGACGGUGGGGAAGAUGUUGGAACUCGUCGGCGGGAAAGCCGGCGCGCAGGACGGGCGGUUCCACGACGGCACUGCGUUCGCGGGAGACACCGCGGAGGACAUCGGCGCGACGCUCGUGAACCACGGGUUCUCGUACAACGGCAAGGACCUGCUGCACUGCGGGAUCACCGGCGAGCCGCUCGUGGCGUACAUCUUCAUGGGUCCGGUGUACUACCAGAAGCUCAAGCACAUGGUGCUGGAUAAGAUGCACGCGCGCGCGAGAGGCCCGAGGGUGGUGUUGACGAGGCAACCCACGGAGGGUCGCGCGCGCGAUGGCGGCCUGCGGCUCGGCGAGAUGGAGCGCGACUGCCUCAUCGGCUACGGCGCGAGCGCGCUCAUCCUCGAGCGGCUGAUGAUCUCCAGCGAUCAGUUCGAAGCGCAGGUGUGCAACAAGUGCGGCUUGCUCGCGUACAGGCACCACGGCACCGGGAAAGACGCGUGCGCGCAGUGCGAGGACGCCGACGUGAGCGCGCUGAAGCUGCCGUACGCGUGCAAGCUGUUGUUUCAGGAGCUGCAGAGCAUGAACAUAUGCCCGCGGUUGACGCUGAGUGACGCGUGA
Messenger RNA from Micromonas pusilla CCMP1545, 3594 nucleotides. RefSeq lists its product as uncharacterized. The coding region runs from base 1 to 3594 and encodes 1197 amino acids. Lineage: Eukaryota; Viridiplantae; Chlorophyta; Mamiellophyceae; Mamiellales; Mamiellaceae. Gene Ontology annotation, cellular component: RNA polymerase III complex. Gene Ontology annotation, molecular function: DNA binding; ribonucleoside binding. The record is from RefSeq and is a predicted model, not a curated record. The transcript has 2 exons. Gene Ontology annotation, biological process: DNA-templated transcription.